This is a messenger RNA of Bursaphelenchus xylophilus (pine wood nematode), 1328 nucleotides long. The record is from the annotation of a GenBank genome assembly. NCBI's taxonomy places the organism in Eukaryota, Metazoa, Nematoda, Chromadorea, Rhabditida, Aphelenchoididae.
AUGACCUUCAACCAUCUUAUGCAUCCUCGAAAUCCCUACAAAUCCAAACCUCCCGACUUCAGCAAGCUCGCGUUUGAGUAUCCACGAUUUCGAAAGCAUUGUCGUGUGUCAACAACAGGAAAGGUGAGGUCUUUCCCUAUUCAUAUUAUUCAUGGUUUAGGUAGAAGGCGACUUUUCCAAUGAAGAAUUUGUCAAAGUUUUAUCCGAAACUCUGUUGAAGAAAGAUUUUGGGCUGGAUGUGGAAUUCAUGGAAGGAUCGCUGAUUCCGAGGGUUCCUCAACGGCUGAAUUACCUUCUCCUUAUCCAAGACAUCUUGAUCGCUAAUGGAAUAUGUGAAAAUGUAAUGGGUUUAGAUAUUGGUCGGUUUUUAUAAGAGGUAUAUGGGAAAAGUGAUGUUGGAGGCUUAUUAUUUGCUAGCCCAAAAAUGAAAAAUAUGGUUAUGGAAGCCAUUUUUUAUUAUACUUGACAUCAGCUGGUGCUUACCUUCGUAGAAAAAAACAGUUAAAUGUUGUCAUUUUAGGUACGGGUGCCUCUUGCAUCUAUCCAUUGCUUGGUGCAAGGUUAUGCAAGUUUUCCUUCGUAGCCACUGAAAUAGAUGAAGAUUCAGUAAAAUGGGCUCAAAAGCAAGUCGAAAAGAACUUCAAAAACAACGAGAUCAUUUUGAUACAAGGGCAGAAAGAAGGUUUCUUCAAAACCCCUCUGAAAUCAGUGGAUAGAUUUGACUUUUGCAUGUGCAAUCCUCCGUUUUUUCAUGAAAAGGAGGCGAAUGAGGUGAGUCGAAGGUUUAUAGUUAUUUUGUUUCGAAUUUUAGAAAUUCACAAGCGAUGUCAAUGGAAAUCGACGGAAUAGCUCGAAUAAGCACACAAACGCUCCGAAUAGCGUUACCGUAGCCAAAACAAAUGAGCUGAUGGUCGAAGGAGGAGAGGUUGAAUUUGUGAAAAGAAUAAUGGAUGAAAGUGUUCAAGUGAAGGACAAAUUUCGUCUGUUUACAACUAUGUUAGGGAAGAAAUCGAGUGUGGCAACUUUGAAGAAACAUUUAGUUGAUCGGGGUUGCCAGCAAUUUGCUGUUUCGAUAUUAUCCCAGGGACGAACUCAAAGAUGGGUAAUAUCCUGGACUUUUGAUGAAACAGUGGAUUUAACGGUGAGUUUAGUUAAUAGACUAGAUAGGUGCAUCCUUGUAGUGGUUGCUGGUGCAAUUUAGAGUUUGUUUUUUUUCUGGAUUGAUAUGAUUUACCUUUUUUUAGGCAUUCCGGACCACCAGACCACAGAAGAAAAGAAAGGCCAAAAUUCCACUGGAAAUACCUUCGAAAGCUCCAAAAACAGACUAG